This is a messenger RNA of Cordyceps fumosorosea ARSEF 2679, 1755 nucleotides long. RefSeq lists its product as hypothetical. NCBI's taxonomy places the organism in Eukaryota, Fungi, Ascomycota, Sordariomycetes, Hypocreales, Cordycipitaceae. The transcript is spliced from 3 exons. The record is from RefSeq and is a predicted model, not a curated record. Bases 1 to 1755 code for a protein of 584 amino acids.
AUGGCCACCCAGGCCGAGGCAGAGACCCUCCUCAUCGCCGCCGCCGCGUCCCACGGGCUCGCCAUCGCCCCUCACCAGAUUCGCGCCGUCCUGGCCGAACAUGGUGAUCCUGCCGCCGAGGAGCUGGCUUGCUGGGCCGUCUCCAACCUAUCCGCCGACAAUCUCCUCACCGUCGACGAGCUGUCACUGUACGCACAAACCCAUCCCUCUCUUCGUCCCCCCCCCCCCAGAUAUAACUCCCUCGACGCCAGCGGACGGGUGGACAGCCUCCUCGCUGAGCUCCAGGACGACGACACGACAUCGCCGCUGCCCCUCCCCGCAUCGCACCACCACGAAGCCCUCGUCGCCGUCGUCCAAGACCUCACCCGCUCCACCGAUGCCCUCGGCAAGCAAGCUGAAACCCUGCGUCACCGCCGCGCCGCCUGCGAGCGUCUGGUAGCGAAUCGCGCCCAAGCCCACGCCACCCGCCGCGACCUCGAGGCCUCCCGCCGUCUGAAGCUCGACUCUGAGCGUGUACGAAUCGAAUCCGAGGUACCAUCACUCCCUGCCCCCCGCCUUGUUUUGCCUCUUGCUCGUACCUCUGCGAGACAAGUUUGCCUCGGCGUCAACUUGCAUCAGAUUCUGGAUUCACAUUUGACACACGGCCUCGAGUUUCGCAUCGCAGAGCUUACCAACAACGACCGCCCCUCGUCCCUCCACACCUCCCUCGACCCCAUCCUCCGCUCGGAUGACGCACUCCUCGCCAGCCUGCACAAGCUGGGCUGGGAGCUGAGCGAACCCGACCCGGAGGAGGCCAAGUCCACAGACAAGCUACGAGAGACAUGUCUACGGUUGAUCAAAAUCACCGUCGAGACGAUCCGGACGCGCCUCGACACUACCUACCUGACCACCCUCGCCGCCGCCCAGCAAGCCCCAGACUACACCACCGCCGACCCUGAUGACGUCGACGCCCUCCAAGCUGAGCUCGAGUCCCUGUACGCCGAGGUGCUGCCCGUCGCGCAGAUGUCAGUCGAGCAGCAGCACCUCGAGCCUGCCCUCGCCGGCGUCGCCGCCCGCACCGGCCGUGGCCUGCGCAAGACGACCUCGUCCCUCGCCUACGCCGACCGCUGCCUGGACCACCUCCUCUCCCGCGCCAACGCUCUCCACGCCCGCGCGGAGCUGCACGCCGCGCACACCCGCUCUGUCCACCGCGUCGUCGCCAUCGCCCGCGACGAGAUGGCCUCCGACGUCCUCCAACCCACCACUAGGGAGACGCCAUCCCCCGCCAAGCCCCCCUCGCGAAGCAAGCGCCUCUCGCGGGACCUCUCCCACCACCGUCGCCGCUCAUCUGGCGUGCACGACUUCCCCGUCGCCCUCGACACGCUGAUGCAGUCGCUCGCCCUCCCUGUCGAGUCCUACGGCGACGGCAGCAACAGCCCGUCGGCGCAGAUCGCCAGCCUGGCCAGGAUCCUGCGCGAGCGCCGGCAGAAAGACGCUGCUGCUUCGCGCGUCGCCCAGGACGAGCUGGAGGCGCUCGCCGGGGAGCGCCUGGCCGACGCGCGACGGGCCGUGCAGCGCCUCCGCGAGAGCGUCCUCGCAGAGACGCCGUUUGGCAGCGCGCCGGGCAGCCUAGCCGACCCGGGCAUCGAGCAGUCGGUCGAUGUGCUGGCGCAGGAAGUGCGCAAGGCGCGCGAUAAGCUGGACAGCGUGGAUAUGGGUGACGUGGGCUGGGGGAGUCUCAAGAGGGACGAGUUUAUCGAGCGCUGGGCGCGGUAG